This is a messenger RNA of Ilyonectria robusta, 1923 nucleotides long. RefSeq lists its product as uncharacterized. The coding region runs from base 79 to 1578 and encodes 499 amino acids. The record is from RefSeq and is a predicted model, not a curated record. The transcript has 3 exons. NCBI's taxonomy places the organism in Eukaryota, Fungi, Ascomycota, Sordariomycetes, Hypocreales, Nectriaceae.
AUCACGACGUCGGUAACGCCAAAGCCAUCUCCAAAUGCCAGCAACCGCUAUACACCAGUAUCGUGUCUCUUCAUAGACAUGCCUCUGGACAUUGUAUCGUGGCUGCGCGACGUUGAGGACGCCCCCGUAUGGUCUCCCCAACUGCCUCCAUCACCGCAGAAGCAGACUCAACCACUCCUUGACUGUAGCCGCAAGCGCAAAUACGAUCGACCAUCUUCAGCAGGUCACCUUGCGCAUCCGACUCCUCCUCCCGAUUCGCCGAUAUCCCACGACGACCGAGAAAAAUAUUCCAGUAUCGAAAUGCCUUCCUCGAAGAAGAGGAAGACUAGCCCCGGCACACCUACUACACUGCCCUCGACCACGGAUGGCUACGGCCAAGACGAAGACGACAAUAACGACAACAACGAUGCGAAUAACCGCAUGGGCGACGAAUAUGACCAGACACCUCGCCCUCCUCGACGCCGCCACGUCCCCAGCGACGCCUCAUCUCUCUCUUCCGCAACGCGAUCCAGCACAAGCACAAGCGGGCUCUCCGGAGCCUCAUCACCACGCAAACGCCUCGCCGCCAUGGCUCUCUCUGACUGCGGCGUCCAGAUCCGCGCCAUGUCGGAUCCUUCAUUGCUGCCGCCUUCGCUCGCUGCCAUCCGAGCGAAGCUGAUGCUGUGUGCCCGCGGUCGGGGGAUUCUGGGCGCAUCGGCCAAGGACUCCCUCUCGGCUGGCCAGAUGCUGCACCCAGACAUGGAAAUCCUGCAGACAGACCCGGAGUUUUACUUUUCGUCAUCGCGCGACGAGCUGGGAUCUACACCAUCGCCGCAGGACGUCCUCUAUCUCCUCGAAUGCGCUGCCGACUGUCUCCGUCUGGACCGCUCUGAGCCGGCGUGGAACAAUGAGGUUCACUUCCCGUUGUUGUCUCUGGCGCUUCGCCCGCGCGUUAUUGGAAGCGUAUUCAAGCGUCUGAUCAAAGUUACGACCUGUUCUACUGCCUCCCUCAUCAAGGAGUACCGAACCCUCCAUGCACCUCACAAGAAGAUUGACUUUUGCGUCUACAUCGAUGCCCAAUACGACUCAGAUGGCGGUAAAAUGGCCUCGCAUAUCGAUACCCUACGUGCUCGACUCCCGCUGUUGUCCAUCAACCCAACCGACGACCUCCCGCUGUUGUGCCAUCCAAUCGCGAUUCCCAUCGAGACUAAGCGCCCUGGUGAAGGCUUGGACACGGCAAAUUUGCAGGUUGCAACCUGGCUAUCGUCACACUUUGUGUUUUUGCAACGUCUUGUCGACGCCGGCUCACUGUUGCCGUCUGAUGAUGAUCAGCCUGUGCCAUCCCUCAAUGAUAUUGGUUUCCUCCCGGGCCUCAUUGUUCAGGGCAAUAUGUGGACCUUUGUCGCUGCGACCCGCGAAGGCUCUCGCACGGUAAUAUGGUCUGGAACCACGAUUGGUUCUACCGGUGAUAUUUUUGGAAUUUACCAGAUUGUCACGGCUCUACAAAUGCUUUGCAGCUGGGUAAACACCGUGUAUUGGCCUUGGCUGCGUCGCGUCAUCCAACGUGCGGCUACAGCAAUCAAUGCCAACAGACCUUGAGCUGGUUGACGACAACAACGAUUGUAACGAUUUAACGAUUAUAAUGAUGACGGAGAUAUGAUGACUAUGACACAACAGCAUUCUGGCAUGUUAGGCGGGUUUUGGCCUGGGUUUCUUUAUAGACAAUAGGAUUAAUGGGAGUUCGGAGCAGGAGCUAAGUUUCCUGAGCUUACUAGCGGUGUCGAUUAGGGCAUGGCCUGCUAUUGAUCUCGCAGAGAGGUUGUAGAACAUCGAAUGCUUCUUGCCACCUCGUUCCUCAAGGUUGGGUUUGAACGAAUUAAGACCAGUGGGGGUAUUAGAUGAGCAUCUCCCCCAAAAUAAAGAAGUGACAUCCCCAAACACGGC